Messenger RNA from Varanus komodoensis (Komodo dragon), 1681 nucleotides. RefSeq names its product serpin B10-like. The record is from RefSeq and is a predicted model, not a curated record. Gene Ontology annotation, molecular function: serine-type endopeptidase inhibitor activity. Gene Ontology annotation, biological process: negative regulation of endopeptidase activity. The transcript has 8 exons. Lineage: Eukaryota; Metazoa; Chordata; Lepidosauria; Squamata; Varanidae. Bases 95 to 1345 code for a protein of 416 amino acids.
AACCUAUAUAAAUGCUCUGACUUGCACUUGGGGUUAUAGUAAGGCGAACAGAGUGCCUGCUUAAAUUGUUGGCUUGAAAGAGGUUUAAAUAGCAAUGGAGGCUUUGAGUGCAGCCAACACUGGUUUUUCCAUCGAUUUUUUCAAACACGUGUGCAAGACGCAAAGCUAUGGGAAUGUCCUAUUUUCUCCAUGGAGUAUUUCAUUGGUUAUGGCCAAUGUGUACCUGGGAGCCAGAGGCUGUACUGCUGAGCAGAUUGCAGAGGUGUUUCACUUCAGCAAAGCUGAGAAAACUGAGAUUGCCCAUAGAACAAGACAUCCACGUGUCUAUUCCAAAAUGGAGGAGCUUUUAUAUAAUCCUUGUAUAGCCCUUCUGAAGCCCCCCUUUGAGACUGCAAGCAACAUUCAUGCAAGAUUCCAGGCACUUAGCCAAGAAAUCUACCAACCUACAAAACAUUUCAUACUUAGAAGCGUCAAUCAACUAUAUGGAGACACAUCAGUGCCUUUCCGAAAAGAAUUCCUACAGUCAGUGAAGAAAUAUUAUAAUGCAGCACCACAAACAGUUAACUUUCAAGAAGCUGCAGAGGAGAUCAGAAAUGAGAUCAAUUCUUGGGUCAAACACCAGACAGAAGGUAAAGUACAGAACCUGUUAGAUGAGGGAUCCAUUGAUUCUCUUACCAAGCUGGUUUUGGUUAAUGCACUGUACUUCAGAGGAAACUGGUCCAAGACGUUUAAGAAAAAUGAUACGACAGAACAGCCUUUCCGACUGAACAAGACCACAAGUAAACCAGUAAAGAUGAUGUUCCAGCAUGAUAAAUUUAACUGGAACUACAUAAAUGAUGUACAGACUCAUAUUCUCGAGCUCCAGUAUGUUAAUAAUGAACUCAGCAUGUUUAUACUGCUCCCUGAAGACAUCAAUGAUGGUAGCACUGGCCUGGAAAUGCUAGAAAAGGAGCUAACUUAUGAGAACUUAUCCAAGUGGACUAGCCCAGAAGAAAUGGAAGAAGUUGAAGCAAAUGUGUAUCUGCCUAGGAUCCAAUUAGAAGGCCACUAUGGGCUGAAGUCAACUCUGAGCGGGAUGGGCUUAACAGAUGCCUUCAGUGCAAACCACGCUGACUUCACUGGGAUGUCAGAGAAAAGAAUGCUGGCUCUGUCAGAAGGUUUCCACAAGUGCUUUGUCGACAUUACGGAGGAGGGCACCGAAGCUGCUGCUUCCAGCGCUGUUGAUAUAUCCGCACGAAGUGACCAGGGUGCCCUUUUGUUUGCAGCUGAUCACCCUUUCCUCUUUUUCAUCAGGCACAACAAAACCAAAAGCAUCCUCUUCUGGGGAAGGUUCUGUUCCCCUUAAAAUAUUUCAAGUUUCUGUUAGGAAACAGGAAGGAUCUUGCAGUGGUACAAACAUUCACAACAUGGGGAUAGUUUGCCAACGUAUUUCUAAAUACAGUAGAGUGGUUUUCUUCCAUUUCCCUGUAUGUUUGCAAAAUGACAGAGUGCAUAAGGCAACUGAUAAACUCAGCAAGAUGUCAAGUCACUUUCCAAAAAGAAAAUACUUCAAAACCACAUGAGAUUGUCAAUUGUUAUGGUUAUUUCUGCUGUGUCUCUUUGUAAAUAACAUUUUUAAUAUUUAUAUGAACAUUUAUAUGAAUAGUAGGCUGUUCAGAAUUAAAUGAAUUUUUUAAAAGUA